ACAAGUCCACAACAACUUCUACUAAUAACAAGAACAACAACCCAUGCAACAUUUCUUGUUAUUUGAUUCAUAUUAAUUAUACAUCCUCAUAAUAAACUCACUCUAACAUGCAUUUCUUCUUUAUGUUGUCUUUGAAUUUCUUAUACAUAGUUGACUCAAUUAACUAGUGUGAAGCUUUUUAAAUUUUUUUAUUUUUUGUUUGUUGUUAUAGUCAUGGCUUGUGUUGAUGAAGAAUUACAAAAGCCAAAUUUUAAGCAUUUUUGUAGAGUUUGCAAGAAGGGUUUUAUGUGUGGGAGAGCUCUAGGUGGACAUAUGAGAGCUCAUGGGAUUGGAGAUGAGACUGCAAAUAAUGUGGAUGAUGAUGAUGAAGCUAGUGAUUGGGAAGACAAGUAUGGAGGAAGUGAUCAUAAGAAGAUGUACCAAUUAAGAGCAAACCCUAAUAGGCUAAAGAGCACUAAGGUAUGUGAGAAUUGUGGAAAAGAAUUCUUGUCAUGGAAAUCUUUUCUUGAACAUGGUAAAUAUUGUGGUUCAGAUGAUGGUGAUGAUGAUCAGUACUUGGUAUCAUCACCUGGUUCUGAUGGUGAGGAAUAUGAUAUUGGUGAAAGAAAAGGUUAUGGUUGGUCUAAAAGGAAAAGGUCCUUGAGGACUAAAGUUGGAACUUUUACUUCAACUUAUAAUAGUAAUACUUAUUCAAGUGAGCAAGAAGAUCUUCUUCUUGCAAAAUGGCUUAUAGAUUUAGCCAAUGGAAGGGUGGACCCAUUAACCGUCGAGCCGGAGGAGUCAUGCGCCUCCGCUAGUAAGGAGGAGGAGAGGCGGAACCCUAUAAUGGCCUACCUUAAUACUCUCGACCUCGUGAAUAAAGACAGAGAUCUCGAACAUCGUAGAAAAAGUGACUUCUUUAUCUUACCUAGCUUGGACAAGGCUAAGAGGACUCCCAAAGGAUUGUUUGAAUGUAAAGCAUGCAAGAAAGUAUUCAAUUCCCACCAAGCCUUAGGUGGACAUAGGGCAAGUCACAAGAAGGUUAAAGGAUGCUUUGCAGCCAAACAAGAUCAAUUAGAUCAUGAUAAUGAUGUGACCACACAUGGAGAUAAUAAUCACUUAGAAGGUUCAAAAUCAUCAUCUUAUUAUCAAUCCCAACAAGGGUCCUCAUUAGUAGAAGCUUCAAAGAGAAAAUCAAAAAUCCAUGAAUGUUCAAUAUGUCAUAGAGUUUUCUCAACAGGACAAGCUUUAGGUGGACACAAAAGGUGUCAUUGGAUCACUUCCAACUCUCAAGCUGAUCAUUCCUCUAUCUUCACACCAAAAUUUCAUUUUCACAAUCCCCUUGAACAAAUCAAUGAAAGUUCAGCCUUGGAGAAACAAGAUCCUUUGGACCUUAACAUCCCACCAGAUGAAGACAUGUCAAGAAUAAGGCAAGAACGGCCUUGGAAUAUAAUUAAUUCCUUAGAAGUUUCCACAGAUAUACACUUGCAUCCAUGGAGUAGUACAAAUAGUGAUCAUGAAAAAAAGGAAACAAAAGACAAUGUUGUUUACCACAAGAAUCGUGACCAAAAUGAGGAUGUCAACGUCAAGAAUCGCGAUAACAGCCACAACAACAACAAUAAUAAUAGCACUGACAAAAACAAUGGCGUCCGUCAAGAUAAUGCAACACAAAUAAUUAAUGUAGAAGAUGAUGAUGAAGCAGAUAGCAAGUCGAAGUUAGCAAAACUAAGUGACCUAAAUGAUAUCAAUACUAUUUCUGGCAAUCCUUCACAAUGGUUACAGGUUGGUAUUGGUCCAACACCAGAGGUUAAAGCUGACUCAUAAACUAUUUGCAUUUUUUCCCCUAUUUUUUUUUAAUUUUGGUUUUGGUUUUUUGUUUUCUCCUGUCUCACCAGGGUAUAUAUUUCUAUGCACAUACUGUAAUUAAAAGAUCCCAAAAAGAAAAAGAAAAAACUAUACAUACCCAUUGUUUAGUGAAAAUACAGUAUAUAGUUUGCUCCAUUUAUUCUUUGAACUCUGUUUUCUUGUAAACGAAUGAGAUAAAUAUAAUCGUGUUCCUUGCAUUUAACCUUUUGUCCA
Messenger RNA from Capsicum annuum, 2058 nucleotides. RefSeq names its product zinc finger protein ZAT4-like. The record is from RefSeq and is a predicted model, not a curated record. Bases 214 to 1803 code for a protein of 529 amino acids. The transcript has a single exon. NCBI's taxonomy places the organism in Eukaryota, Viridiplantae, Streptophyta, Magnoliopsida, Solanales, Solanaceae.